UCUCUCAAAACAAAAUUCAAGAGUCAGCUUCAUCAGAGAAAGUUUCCCCAUUGGUGAAAAUUUGUAAGAGAUGGACAAGGAAAAGGAGCAAACUUUGGAGUGGAACGAAGCACAAAAGCUAGAGAUAAGCGUUGACCUCUUUGGUGCAGCCAAGAAACAGCUUCUCUUCCUCGGAGCUGUUGAUCGCAACCGUUGUCUCUACGAUGGCCCUGCACUCCAAAGAGCCAUCUACAGAUACAAUGCUUAUUGGCUUCCCUUGCUUGCUAAAUAUACCGAGUCUUCUUCGAUCUGUGAAGGACCAUUGGUCCCUCCUCUUGACUGUGAAUGGGUUUGGCAUUGCCACAGGCUUAACCCGGUGAGGUAUAAGACUGAUUGUGAGCAAUUCUAUGGGAGAGUUCUUGACAAUUCUGGCGUUGUAUCUUCCGUAAAUGGAAACAGCAAAUCACAAACUGAAACUCUAUGGAAAAGAUUGUAUCCUAUGGAGCCUUAUGACCUUGAUUUUGGCAAGGCAAUCUCAGAGCCAGCAGAUAUCUCAGCUCUUGAGAAAUGUACCACUUAUGAUCUUGUUUCAGCUGUCAAGAGACAAAGCCCAUUUUACUACCAGGUUUCAAGAGCUCAUGUAGAUAAUGAUGUCUUUCUGCAAGAAGCUGUGGCUAGAUACAAGGCAUUUCUCUACUUGAUCAAGGGUAACCGAGAAAGGUCGAUUAAACUUUUCUGUGUUCCGACUUACGAUAUUGAUCUUAUCUGGCACACACAUCAGCUUCAUGCUCUCUCUUAUUGCAAUGAUUUGACUAAGAUGAUUGGUAAGGUCUUGGAGCAUGAUGAUACAGACUCUGACCGUAGUAAAGGUAAGAAGCUUGAUACUGGUUUCUCUGGAACUACUGCUCAAUGGGAAGAAACAUUUGGACGAAGGUAUUGGAAAGCCGGUGCUAUGAACCGAGGUAAUACCCCAAAGCCAGUCACAACUUCUCCUUAUGUUUGGUCGGGCAAGAAAUCAACUGCGAAAGAGGAAGAGUCCCAGAAUGUAAUCCAAUUUCCAGAGGUGAAAGUCAUUGAAGUUAUCUUGGAGAUUAUUGGGGUUAAGAACUUACCAGAUGCUCACAAAGGAAAGGUCUUUGUUCUGUUCAGCAAAACUCAACCCGAUUCUCUGUUUAACGCUGAGCGUAGGCUUACCGUUUUAUCUGAGUCUUGUGGGGAAAAGCAAGUUGCUUUGUUUCAGUGUGAGCCUACAGGAGAGCUUAGUUUCCAACUAAUGUCUUCUAAGUCUAAAAGCUUAGGAUUUACUUCUUUAUCGCUUUCGGAGUUUCUGUUUCCAGUUACUAAACUCUCUGUUGAGAAGUGGUUGGAGAUAACACCAAUUAAAAGAGGGAAGGCAGAUGAUCCGAAUCCCAUCUCUCUGCGAGUACGUCUUGCUAAGAGCUUUACACGCGUUGUUGAUGAAACCGAAACAGAGGUGAUCAACCUCCAAAUGAGGAACUCCAACGACACAGCACCCAAAGCUGAUAGAAGACAAGUGAUUGGUGUGAAAGAGUGUGGUGAAACUUAUGUUUUGGCAGAGUAUGAUGGCAAUUUCUGGUCUCUGCUUGACUCAAAAUGGUCACUUAAGCAGACAAGCAAUCCUGCAACAGAUGGUCCUCUGUCUGAGCUUUUGGGUACUCGAAUGGUGAAAGUUUACUCCGGGAGAAAGCUGGAAUAUGAGCCAAAACAUUGCUCGAAGCUAAGAAGCGAGCAAGAUUUCAUGACUGCUGUUGAAUUCUCAAAGCAAUAUCCUUAUGGCAAAGCUGUGGGGUUACUCGAUUUAAAGUUCGGUUCUAUUGAGGCAAAUGAGAAAUGGCUGGUUUUGCCAGGAAUUGUAUCUUCUUUCAUACUCAGUGAUCUUCUUAAAAAGGAAGGCUUUAGUGCAGCUGCAAAAGACACAGUUGCUGUAGCCACCGAGAAGAUCAAUGGUGGUGCUAGGUGCUUAUCGAAAGAGCUAAGUGGGAACAUGGUUGAAGAAGAAGGUGGUCACUGUGGUGGUUGUGGAGGUUGUGGUGGAUGUGGAGGUGGAGGUGGAUGUGGUCAUGGCGGUAGGUGCGGUGGGAUGACAAAGAUAGAAGGUUGCGGUGGCGGAUCCUGCACUGGCGGUUCCACUGGCUGCGGUAAUUGCGGUGGAGGAUGUGGUAAUAUGAUGAAGAACAAUGCUAAUGGAAAUGCUCCAUCAGUAGAAAACGACGCAAUUACAGCUUGAUUAUUCAAAUAAACAAAAGUGAUAUAU
Arabidopsis arenosa is the source of this 2254-nucleotide messenger RNA. The record is from the annotation of a GenBank genome assembly. NCBI's taxonomy places the organism in Eukaryota, Viridiplantae, Streptophyta, Magnoliopsida, Brassicales, Brassicaceae.